UCCGUCAAAGGAAGAAAUUCUUCCUUUGCAGGUGAGAAUGGUAACACGACUCUAUUGGGUAAAACAUUGAAGCCUGCCAUUGUACGAAAAAGCAAGCUAGUUGUUGUUGAUCUUGCUGGUUCCGAACGCAUUAACAAGUCAGGGAGUGAGGGUCAUACAUUGGAGGAGGCCAAAUCUAUCAAUCUCUCUUUGAGUGCACUAGGAAAGUGCAUUAAUGCUUUGGCCGAGAACAGUGCCCAUGUUCCUGUCCGUGAUUCAAAGCUUACUAGACUGCUUCGAGAUUCUUUUGGAGGUACAGCAAGAACCUCAUUGGUUAUUACUGUUGGGCCAUCACCACGUCAUCGAGGGGAGACAUCUAGUACCAUCAUGUUUGGACAACGGGCUAUGAAAGUGGAAAAUAUGCUAAAAAUCAAAGAGGAAUUUGAUUACAGAAGUUUAUCAAGGAAGCUCGAAAUACAAUUGGACAAAUUAAUUGCAGAACAUGAAAGGCAACAAAAAGUAUUUCAGGACGAGAUUGAAAGGAUAGCUUUGGAAGCACAAGAGCGUGUUGAUGAGGUGGAACAAAACUAUGCUGAUGCAUUAGAGAAGGAGAAACUGAAAUAUCAGAAAGAUUACAUGGAAUCCGUUAGGAGGUCAAACACAGAGCCUACCAUGCUAUUGGCUUUAGGUGAAGUUGCGGAGAUUAAACAAAAGCUUCACAAUGAAAUUGCCUUGCGCAAAGCUGCAGAAGCUGAAGUUGACAAUCUUGAAAAUCAAUUGAUGCAUUGGAAAAACACUGAGAAUGCCAGAAAUGCCGAAUUCUUGAAGCUUCGUAAGAGGCUGGAAGAUGAAGAACAACAGAAGGCAAAACUCGAAGAUGAGAUAGAGUUGCUACAAAGUCAGCUACUGCAAAUAAGUUUUGAAGCAGAUGAGGUAAGCCCUAAGCAGUCAAGAAGAAAUCUUGAUAGAGGUUUGAGUGGAGAGAUACCUAGUCCCGUGGAUUCUCUCACCCCCGAGUCCAACCAUCAAGAACCCAGAGAGUCCGGUAAUGGAGAGAAAACCUCGAUGGUGAAACUUUUUGAACAAGUGGGAUUGCACAAAAUAUUGUCAUUACUUGAAUCAGAAGAUGCUGAUGUACGUAUUCAUGCUGUUAAAGUAGUUGCAAACCUCGCAGCGGAAGAGUCGAACCAAGAAAGGAUUGUGGAAGCUGGUGGACUUGCAUCUUUACUUACACUCCUGAGAAGUUCCACUGAUGAGACCAUACAUCGCGUUGCAGCUGGGGCUAUAGCAAAUCUUGCAAUGAACGAAACGAACCAGGAGCUUAUAAUGUCUCAAGGAGGCAUAAGCUUGUUAUCACUGACAGCAACCAAGGCAGAGGACCCUCAGACUCUCCGUAUGGUCGCUGGAGCCAUUGCUAAUCUUUGCGGCAAUGAUAAGUUACAAGGGAAGCUAAGAGCUGAAGGCGGUAUUAGGGCUCUGCUCGGAAUGGUUAGAUGCAAACAUCCAGACGUUCUCGCUCAAGUUGCUCGUGGAAUCGCAAACUUUGCAAAAUGCGAGUCUAGAGCAUCUACUCAAGGAACUAAGAGUGGGAGGUCAGUACUAAUUGAAGAUGGUGCACUCCCCUGGAUUGUGCAGAAUGCUAAUAACGAAGCUUCUCCAAUCAGGCGUCACAUUGAACUAGCACUCUGCCAUUUAGCACAACACGAGGUGAAUGCAAAGGAAAUGAUUAAUGGUGGGGCCCUGUGGGAACUCGUUCGCAUAUCUCGAGAUUGUUCAAGGGAAGAUAUAAGGGCUCUCGGUCAACGAACACUAAAAUCCAGCCCUAGUUUCCAAGUUGAGUUGAAGAGGCUAAGAAUCGAUUGUGGCUGAAGUUGUGAAGAAUCAAAUUUUAAAGUAUAGUUAUUAACUUAGGUUGACAAAGAUUUGAAUUUAUAUAGCCUUUAAAUAGUUGGAAAAUACGUUAAAUGUUUGUUAGUAAGUUAUGUACCAAUUUUUAACCAUUGUUUCUUCCUUAGUAACUGGUACUGGAAUUGUACAUAGAACGAUGAGUGAAUAGUUUGUCUUGUGAAUCAUUUCUACGAACACAUUUGUUUCCAAAUAUGUAAAUUGGUAUUUUUGUU
Erythranthe guttata (spotted monkey flower) is the source of this 2099-nucleotide messenger RNA. Lineage: Eukaryota; Viridiplantae; Streptophyta; Magnoliopsida; Lamiales; Phrymaceae. The record is from RefSeq and is a predicted model, not a curated record.